GAACAAGACACUAUCUCAUUUGGUUGAGAACAAAAAGAAGAUGCACCUGGACUUUCCCCGGACCUCUCUGCGUUUUUAAAGCGUCGGGUGGAGUUGGGGUUCGUAAGCCGCGUUGCUUAUUGAAAGCAGAAGUCACUUCUGCAUUCCUCAGUGGAAAACUUGUACCUUCCAUAAGUGUUUACUACAGAAGGCACCUGUGGUGGUUCUUUAAGCUACCAAAAAUUGCCCAAGCUUGUGUGACAUCAACCCUGUCAAGUGUCCAUGAUGCUGGGCCCUGAGGGAGGUGAAGGCUAGGUGGUCAAACUCCUUGGCCUACCCUGGUCCUGCUCAAUUGAGGACGUACAAAACUUCCUCUCCGACUGCACAAUUCAUGAUGGGGUUGCAGGUGUUCAUUUCAGUUAUACUAGAGAAGGCAGGCAGAGUGGUGAGGCUUUUGUUGAACUUGAGUCAGAAGAUGAUGUAAAAUUGGCUCUGAAAAAAGACAGGGAAAGCAUGGGACACCGAUAUAUUGAGGUGUUCAAGUCACACAGAACCGAGAUGGAUUGGGUGUUGAAGCACAGUGGUCCAGACAGCGCCGACAGUGCCAAUGAUGGCUUUGUGAGGCUUCGGGGACUCCCGUUUGGAUGCACAAAGGAAGAAAUUGUUCAGUUCUUCUCAGGGUUGGAAAUCGUGCCAAACGGGAUCACAUUACCUGUGGACCCGGAGGGCAAGAUUACAGGGGAGGCCUUCGUUCAGUUUGCAUCACAAGAGUUAGCUGAGAAAGCUCUAGGGAAGCACAAGGAGAGAAUAGGGCACAGGUACAUCGAGGUGUUCAAGAGCAGUCAGGAGGAAGUUAGGUCAUACUCAGAUCCACCUCUGAAGUUCAUGUCUGUGCAGAGGCCUGGGCCCUAUGACCGGCCUGGCACAGCCCAGAGAUACAUUGGCAUUGUAAAACAGGCAGGCUUGGAUAGGAUGAGGUCUGGUGCCUAUAGUGCAGACUAUGGGGGCUAUGAAGAAUACAGUGGCCUCAGUGAUGGCUAUGGCUUCACCACUGACCUGUUUGGGAGAGACCUCAGCUACUGUCUCUCAGGAAUGUAUGACCACAGAUACGGAGACAGCGAGUUCACAGUGCAGAGCACCACCGGCCACUGUGUCCACAUGAGAGGGCUGCCCUACAAAGCAACGGAGAACGACAUUUACAACUUCUUCUCUCCACUCAACCCUGUAAGAGUUCAUAUUGAGAUUGGUCCUGAUGGAAGAAUGACGGGAGAAGCUGAUGUUAAGUUUGCCACCCAUGAAGAAGCAGUGGCAGCUAUGUCGAAGGACAGGGCCAACAUGCAGCACAGAUACAUAGAACUCUUCUUGAAUUCAACAACAGGGGCUAGCAACGGGGCUUAUAGCAGCCAGGUGAUGCAGGGCAUGGGAGUGUCAGCUGCCCAGGCCACUUAUGGUGGCCUGGAGAGCCAGUCAGUGAGUGGCUGUUACGGGGCCGGCUACAGCGGUCAGAACAGCAUGGGUGGAUAUGAUUAGUGUUGUAGAAGCAUUUUGAGUUAUUUCAAUCA
Molecule: messenger RNA, 1541 nt
Organism: Microtus ochrogaster (prairie vole)
Lineage: Eukaryota; Metazoa; Chordata; Mammalia; Rodentia; Cricetidae
Product: heterogeneous nuclear ribonucleoprotein F-like
Molecular function (GO): RNA binding
Source: RefSeq, a predicted model, not a curated record